Orussus abietinus is the source of this 1242-nucleotide messenger RNA. Its product is annotated as putative gustatory receptor 28b. The record is from RefSeq and is a predicted model, not a curated record. The annotation marks the transcript as partial. NCBI's taxonomy places the organism in Eukaryota, Metazoa, Arthropoda, Insecta, Hymenoptera, Orussidae. The transcript has 8 exons. Gene Ontology annotation, cellular component: dendrite; axon; membrane. Gene Ontology annotation, biological process: sensory perception of taste.
AUGGGAGGACGCGAGCUGCACAAUUUGAAGGAAAUCAGUCGGCCGUUGGCAAUCGCAAAUUGGCUAGUUGGUGCCGGGGUCCUGGAAUAUCCGACCGGGCGACCAAGAUAUCUGUUCAGCUUCCUUUACUCCAUGAGCUGUCUGGCGGCGUACUUUAUGGCCCUGAAUUUCUCCUUGCAACGAUUGAAGCUUUUCUAUGCAACGAGAGUCUCCGAAGCCGGCCGAUUAACUUAUAAAGCUCUUCUGUACGCGAACGUUCUCUUGACUUUGAGCGUCAUUGCUUUUGGAUGGAUACGGAGAAAGGGGGUGAAUUCGUACAGUCGUCGGCUGGGAGCAUCGGACGAUCUCAUGGAGAAGAUCGGGAUCCCAAAGAAUUACAGAAAAAUUUUGAUCAGGCAAAUCAUACACCUAGUGGCUGUCAUCGUGCUUUUGCUGAUCGUUAUCGCGGUGAAUUCCACUUGGAUCUUGAAUGCGGAAGUCGCAGGAAAUAUCAAGCUCUCCCUUGGAGUUUCUUUGUUCUACCCAGUCACGUUAAUGUACAUCGCUGAUGUCUCUUUCAUCAAUUGGGUGUGGUACUUAAAGACAAAGUUCAAGCAGUUAAACGUCUUCUUGUCGUCAAUUUCUACCACCGAUCUUCAGUUGCCGCGACACAGGAAUGUUCUAAAGUGGAAUGAUACCAUAAUAAAUGAAUUUCCCUCCGGGAUCGCCGACCAAUCGAAAACGAACGAUUCCUACAACAUGAUAAAAAUCGCCAGGCAAGUUCAUCUGGAACUGGUGAGAAUUUCACACGACGUAAACAGAGCUUACGGUAUUCAAAUUCUGCUCUCCUUGGCCGCAUCCUUUUCGCUGAUAAUCGGCCUCUUCUACAACGCAUACGUCGUAGCCAUUCGAAUGCAGGUUCCUCUGCAUGUACUAAAUCAGGAAUUGAUGACAACUGCGUGUUGGUCUCUAUUUUAUGGAUCCAAAAUCGCGGCAAUCAGUCAUAUAUGUGCACUGACCAGUUCUGAGGCGACAAGAACGGGGGACAUAAUUUGUGAGUUGCACGAGCCCUGUACCAGCAAACAAUUUCAAAUGGAAAUUAAAGAAUUUCUGCUGCAGUUAAUUGAGAAUCGUCUGGAUUUUACCGCUUGUGGCUAUUUCACCCUUGAUUAUGGGUUAAUUCGAACGGUAAUUGGAUCGAUAACCACUUAUUUGGUUAUUUUUAUCCAGAUAGGUGACAUCGCUCUCUCAGAGAAAAGUUUA